This is a messenger RNA of Carcharodon carcharias (great white shark), 1014 nucleotides long. RefSeq lists its product as uncharacterized. Lineage: Eukaryota; Metazoa; Chordata; Chondrichthyes; Lamniformes; Lamnidae. The record is from RefSeq and is a predicted model, not a curated record. The transcript has 5 exons. Bases 65 to 820 code for a protein of 251 amino acids.
CUGUGACCAGCGGUGAUCAGUCAAACUCAGGCUCGAACAGGAAGUUUCAUAAUUUGAAGCAAAUAUGAAGCAGGGACUGGAUGAGUUUACUCACCAGUGGACAGUGCUGCUCUUACUCUGUCUCACACCAGCCAUCUCCGCAGUAUGGAACUCUAUAACAGCCCGGUGUACAGAAACAGCCACACUACCCUGCACAGCCACACGGCUGGAGCAACACGAUUACCGAGCAGUCAGCUGGUAUAAGAUGAUCGAUGGUACAAACCGGACGGGAAUCAUUCGGAAGUCAGCAAAUGGAGUUCAUCUUUACAAGGAUUUUAAUCGGAGUGUGAAUCUCACUGAGAACAACUCACUCUCUAUUGUACACGUGACGGAAGAGGAUGCUGGAAUAUACCGAUGCUCCCUCUUUGCUUCUCUGGGAGGCACCAAUCAGGAUGGAGACGUGACCCUAUCAGUGUGUUUACCCCCAGAUCCAGUCACAAGUCCUACAGCAGCCUCGCUGGGAAAGUCUCUCAAUUCGUCACAGCUCAUCUCUUGGCCAGCACUGUGCCUCUGUGUCCCAACCACAGGGCCAGUCAUUGCUUGUCUGAGCUUAGCAGCUGUUUUAAAUAUUGUCAAAUGUCUGGCCUGUUACUGCAGCAUCUGGGUAUUCAGAAAAGUGAGGUAUCCCGAACAGGAAACAACACAAGAAGCUGUGAAUGUGGAGGAACAAAUGGUGCAAUCUCUGAGGGAACACAUCCAAAGGUUUUCCAUGGAGAAACAUCAGAGGAAUUCUAGAGUCCAGACACAAACGGAUAGCUCGUUACAUUCUGUAUAUGGUUAGACGGGCAUGGGUAGGGAGAGGGACUCACUCCCACCUUCCUGACUCUCUGUCUCUACAAUGAGUUCUCUGAGCACCACAGUCUAUCUCCCUGCAUGGUCCAUUAAUUAAAUCAAAAAAGCACAGAUCGUAGUGACCCACAGGCCCGUGUUGAGCCUUCACAUUGAGGCCAAAUCCUGCCUGGCUCAGGUCCCAGU